AUGCUUUCGCCGCUUGAAGAGUCUAUCAAUGCUUGCCCUCCAGAAUCACCUAUUCUUUCAAACUUACAAAUGAUUAAUCGAAAUGCCCAUCGACUACUUAAACUUGUUAAUACAUUGUUACAGUUUUCACGAAUCGAAUCGGACAGAUUUGAAGCGCAAUUUCGGGAGACUGAUAUUGUGAAAUAUACUAUGGAAUUAGCUUCAAGUUUUGAAAGCAUGGCAGAAUCGUUAAAGCUAGAAUAUGUUAUUCAAAUUUCAAAAGCAAGUCAAUCUCGUAGUUAUGAAGGUACCGGCAUAGGACUUGCACUUGUAAAGGAGCUGGUACUGAGACACGAUGGUGAAAUUUCCGUGCAUUCAGAAGUUAAUAAGGGUACUACUUUCCGUGUAUCACUGCCGACGGGUUGGGCACAUUUGCCUGAAAAACAAGUAUAUUUUGAAGAUAAUGAACAUGAAAUAAAUUCAAUGGAAAAAUGUCUAUUUAAUGGACGUGAUCUCUAUCUUGAAGAAUCGCAUCAAUGGAUACAAAAUGAUCCCGAUAGUGAACCUGAUUUAACUAAUGAUGAUAACGCGGAUGACGCCAUAGAUUUAGAUUGUUUGGACACCUUUAAAAAUUCGGUGUCGGAGAGUAAAAAGGCCGAUAUUCAAAACAUAAUUUUUCCUUCACUGUAUGACGACGUAUCGAAUGCACAUAAAUUUAUUUACCACAUUCUUGUUGUCGAUGACAAUACGGACAUGAGGAAUUAUCUCUAUGGUUUGUUACAAAAGGAAUUUAAAGUAUACAGCGCUUGUGACGGUCGAGACGCUUUAAAGAUAUUGAGGAAACUGCAAAAGCUACCUGACUUGAUCUUAAGUGAUGUUAUGAUGCCAAAUAUGAACGGCUUGGAAUUAUUAAAGACACUAAGAUCUAAUCCAGUGACCCAGCUAAUUCCCAUGAUCUUUUUGUCUGCUAAAGCGGAUGAAGAUGCUAGUGUAGAAGGAUUGGAGCAAGGAGCGGAUGAUUAUUUAAUUAAACCAUUUAGUAUUAAGGAUCUAAUUGUUCGAAUUAAAGCUAAUAUUAAACUCUCGCAUCUUCGUCAACAACUUUUGCUGCAACAGAAACAACAAUCAGAGACCCGAGAGUUAUUAUUCUCAAUAAGUGAUAAGAUUCGCUCUGGACUUAAUAUAGAAAAAACACUAUCAAUGGCUAUUGAGGAAAUUUGUAGAAUAUUAUCCUGUGAGAGAAUAUUUCUUAUUAAAAUUGAUUCUACUAACUCGGGUGAAGGUCGUAUAGUUGCUUUCUCGGCCUCCGAUCCAAAUGAACAAAAUUUAGCGGGAAGAUCUGUGCCAUAUUCAUUCAACAACGAAAAAGAUAUCCAGAAGUUAUUUUUAAAAUAUAAUAUUACUGAUACAGGUAGCGAGGCAGUUGGAAAGCUUCAAGAUGUAUUAAUGAAUAAUAAUGAAUAUAUAGUUAUGGAAAAUUCCUAUUCUAGAGCAGUUGGCCGCCACGCUUCUAUCAUUGCUAUGCCAAUUAAAACAAACUCAUCAGCAUGGGGGUGGAUAGUUGUCAAUAGGGCGCCAAAUAGAACUUGGUUGGAUUCAGAGAAAGUCUUUAUUCAACAAAUUUCAAAUCAAAUUGGCCUGGCGAUAACACAUGCAAUACUCAUGGAAGAAAAAUUAAAAAAGGAGGCUCAGAUGGAAGCUGCGAAAGCAGCUAAUGAAGCUAAAGGACAAAUUUUAGCAAAUACUUCUCAUGAACUUCGAACACCGUUGGGGGCAAUAAUAGGGUUAUUAUCAGCAUUUGAAAAUACUCCUUUAACUAAAGAUCAGAAAGAAAUGGUUCAAAUAAUGACACGUGCAUCAGACGUUGUUCUUUCUGUGAUUAACAACAUCCUUGAUGUAGCAAACCUUGAGGCGCAGAAGAUUACACUUAUUAAUAGAAACUUUGAUCUACUUCAAAUCCCGAUAGGUAUGGAUAAUUAUUCUAUGCAUGAUAUUACAUUUGACGAAGCAUUAUUUAAUAAGGACCCCAUAACUAGGUUACAGCAAGUUCUAAUAAAUUUGUUGUCUAAUUCUAUAAAAUUUACAAAAACUGGGGAAAUAGUUCUUAGGGUUUUGAUGGCUUCGUCCGACGAAUCCAUGAUUAAGGAUAGCACAAAAAAAAACACGAUAUAUGUGGAAUUGAUUGAUACUGGUGUUGGUAUUGAUCCCAAAUUCAUGAAAUAUAUAUGGGAAAGCUUUUCGCAGGCGGAUGCCACUAUAACUAGACCUCAGGACGGCACAGGAUUAGGUCUUUCAAUUUGCAAACAUCUAGUAUCCAUGAACGGAGGCAAACUAGGAGUCACAAGUGAAUUAGGAAAAGGAAGUCGAUUUUGGUUUACUUGGAUCGUCGAGCUGUUACCUGUCAAUCAAUCAAACUUAGUUUUCCCUCUAAACGCACGAUCAAAACGUGUUCUUGUUAUUGAUCCUAUUCAUGUGGCCCGUAACACUUUGGCUAAGUUAAUAGGAAGUCAUGUUAAACAAGUUGAUGCAUUCGGCACCGUUGAAGAGAGUAUUGCAUCUGCAAAAAUGUGGAAAGAACAACAUGAUGAAAUAUAUGACCUUCCAAUAAUGUCAGGAUAUGAUGCUUCGAGAGUCAUAAGAGCAAUGAAAUCACCGGUAUCGCAAAUACCGAUUAUUGCGCUAACGGCAUCAGCUAUUCAAGGUUCAAGAGAGAAAUGCCUCGAGUCAGGGAUGAACGAUUUCCUCACAAAACCGUUAAAAAUACCACAACUUAAAGAAACGUUAAAUAAAUGGCUAGAAGAUA
Messenger RNA from Acaulospora colombiana, 2782 nucleotides. Lineage: Eukaryota; Fungi; Glomeromycota; Glomeromycetes; Diversisporales; Acaulosporaceae. The record is from the annotation of a GenBank genome assembly.